Messenger RNA from Notolabrus celidotus (New Zealand spotty), 2143 nucleotides. It is a transcript of the gene kdf1a, whose product is annotated as keratinocyte differentiation factor 1a. Bases 358 to 1569 code for a protein of 403 amino acids. The record is from RefSeq and is a predicted model, not a curated record. The transcript has 4 exons. Gene Ontology annotation, biological process: keratinocyte development; regulation of epidermal cell division. Lineage: Eukaryota; Metazoa; Chordata; Actinopteri; Labriformes; Labridae. Gene Ontology annotation, cellular component: cell junction.
ACGUCACGGCUCACCUGUGGGUGGGUGUAGGAUUUGGGAUUAGCAGUAGCCGCAGGUAAUAGCCAAACAGUGGGGCGACUCUCGGCAACUCAAGUCACAGUUUUUCAGACAGAGGACGACGCGAAUGAGCCGAACUGUGUUGUCAAGUCGAGUAAGUCGAGUUUACGUUUUGCAAAAAGUUUGUUGAUCUGUGUUUGAAAAGUUACCUGGGAAUCUUUGGGCGAAGUCUGUCUCUGUUUGAAGCGAGAGCUCAAGUUUUCGGUGUGAGACUUCCGUGGUUUGCUUGCCGAACAAGUUACUUGGGAUAAAAGACAGCCACGACUUUCUCCUCUUAUGCGGUCCCAGGCUUUUUGAGCCAUGCCUGGCCACAGCACAGGGGCUCCCCAGACGUCCCGCCACCACAAACAUCACAACUCAGGUUCCAGAGGAGAAAAGUAUCGCCACUCUCGGACUAUAUCCAGAGAGAGCACUGCCAGCCAAGAGUCCUACAAGGACCCUCAUGGGGAGCAGCAUCUGCAUGAGCACCACACUGACCACUCCCGGUAUUCAGACCACAAGUACAGCCGCAGCAGAGGCCACCCGAGGAAUGGCACAAGCCGGGGCUCAGAGACUAUAGGAUUUAUACCGGGGUCAGCAGACAGCACACCUGCCAGCAGACAUGCCUGUGGCUCCUGUGCCUCUAUGGGCUGGAGCAGCUGUAAGGCUCUUAUCUGCUGUGUACUGACAUGUGGAUUUUAUGGCAGCAGAGAGCCCUGCCUGCCUGUUAAUGAGAGCUCCACAGACCACCCCCGUAAAGCAAGUAUUGAACCUCACCCUCCUAAUGGAAUGGCUGUCUCCAACCCCACUUGUGGCGUCCCUUUGGAGUCUAGGAAGUCUCCCAAAGUCUCAAAGUUGCCCACAAGUGACAGCUUCCGCUACCCGGAUGUGCGCAUCGCAGGUCAGAAUGUUCGCUAUCCAGCCCCUGCCCCCAAACGGACCCGCACACCCGGUAAGGGGGAAAGCCAGCGACCAAUCAGCAACACCAGUCUGAUAUCCCGUGAGGACUAUGACUUGGACGACCUGAGUGACACAGGUACAGACAUUGACUCUCUGAUCACCAAGAAGCUGCUGGAGCUUUAUGCCCUGCACCAAAUCGACCAGCUGGCCAAGUGCACCUCCGACUCCUCUUUCUCCCGCAAGACAAACGAAAUCAGCGAGCUUAUCUACAGCAUUGCCCAGGACUACAACCUGGAGGAGCAAGAGGCGGAGUGCAAGCUGGUGCAUGGGGUCAUCCGCAUCAGCACUAGGAAGGGGAAGAAGUACAAGAGCCCCCAUUCCACUGGACAACAGCGGCCUAAUGGUAGAAGUGAUGGGACUCUUCCGGACAGCGGCAAUGAGACCAUGACCAACACUUUCAUUAGCAGUGACUUUCCAGAGGUGAAAGUGUCGGAGCAGACACCAUCGGAUGAGCUUGCGAGGAAAAUGAGACACUACAGCGGGAGAACGUACUCCUCCAGUACUGCCACAGCCUACUCGGCCUACCAUCAUGACACCGAAACGGACUCUUCAGGCGCUCCUCUUCUUCUCUGAACACAAAAACAAAUGUGAUGUAGCCAGUUAGAUGGACAAUGUUGUCUAACAUUGUUUUUGUGUAGUUACUGACUGGAGCACCUUAAACAUAGCAUGUGUACUCCUCCUUUUAGUGGUCCGGUGACCGGUCAAUGUUUGUUAUUGGAGUGUCGGUUAAAUUCAUGGACCUGCUGUCUCUCCAGCACAUAACCCUCCAAUGAAACUUUUUUUUCACAUAGGGAAAAAACAGUGUACGCUUUUAUGUAUUUGCAUGCAGUGUUUAAAGAGACAUGACUACACUCCUCAGUGCAAUCUUCACAGUUAGGCCAGAGGACAGAGACUGAUACUGGAACAUAACCAGCCUCAUUCUUGACUGUGUGAUUGUUUAUGCAAGCCAUUGUGUAUGUAUUAUGUGUGUGUAGUGACUCCUGCCAUUUAGAGUUUUUUUUAAAAGCAUGUUUUGGCCUGAAAACAGCUUUGUUAAGCCAUGUUGUAUAUACUUUAAGGCAAUGUUACUUUACUGAAUGUCAAACUGCUUUUUUAUUCACAGGUGAGUCCUGUUUUUAACAAAAUAAAAAAAACCCUAUCCUUGUAA